Messenger RNA from Notechis scutatus (mainland tiger snake), 1103 nucleotides. The record is from RefSeq and is a predicted model, not a curated record. NCBI's taxonomy places the organism in Eukaryota, Metazoa, Chordata, Lepidosauria, Squamata, Elapidae.
AGGGCCGGAAGUUCGUCGUGUCUUCUGGUUCGUGGGUGGGGGAGUGUCCAUCAUGGAGUCGCUCCGGAGGCUGAAGCGGUUCGAUGCCUUCCCCAAGACGCUGGAAGAUUUUCGGGUGAAGACCUGUGGCGGCGCUUUCGUGACUGUAAUCAGUGGACUCAUCAUGUUCUUCCUGUUCUUCUCAGAGCUCCAGUACUAUCUUACAAAGGAGAUUCACCCAGAAUUAUAUGUCGAUAAAUCAAGGGGAGAUAAGCUACGGAUAAAUAUAGACAUUGCUUUUCCACAUAUGCCAUGUGCUUAUUUAAGCAUUGAUGCAAUGGAUGUGGCCGGAGAGCAACAAUUAGAUGUUGAACAUAAUCUCUUCAAACAACGCUUGGAUAAAGAUGGCAAGCAUGUGACUCCAGAAGCAGAAAGACAUGAAUUAGGAAAAGAAGAGGAACUAUUCUUUGAUCCAAAUUCAUUAGAUCCUGAACGUUGUGAAAGCUGUUAUGGAGCAGAAUCUGAGGAUAUGAAAUGCUGCAAUAAUUGUGAUGAUGUGAGGGAAGCAUACAGGCGUCGAGGGUGGGCCUUCAAGAAUCCAGAUACUAUAGAGCAAUGCAAGAGAGAAGGAUUUAGCGAGAAAAUGCAGGAGCAAAAAAAUGAGGGAUGCAAAGUGUAUGGAUUUUUAGAGGUCAAUAAAGUAGCUGGCAAUUUUCACUUUGCACCAGGAAAAAGCUUUCAACAGUCUCAUGUUCAUGUUCAUGAUCUUCAGAGUUAUGGACUUGACAAUAUAAACAUAACACACAUUAUCAGGCAUCUUUCAUUUGGGAAGGAUUAUCCAGGUCUUGUGAACCCACUUGAUGGAACCGUUGUCACAGCUCAUCAAGCUUCAAUGAUGUUUCAGUAUUUCGUAAAAGUAGUCCCCACAGUGUACAUGAAAGUUGAUGGUGAGAUGGUGAGGACAAAUCAAUUUUCAGUAACAAGGCACGAAAAAAUAGCCAAUGGACUAAUUGGCGAUCAAGGCCUACCUGGUGUGUUUGUACUAUAUGAGCUUUCUCCCAUGAUGGUGAAAUUAACAGAGAAGCACAGGUAAGAGAGUCUCAACAUUAGCAUGAGUGCGAAGC